AUGAGUCAAUCGCAACAGGAUGAGCUCGCACAGCUCUUUCAACAGAGCAUGCAGCUGGCACAAGCUCCGCAGCAGCUCUCCCAUCCCUCGCCACUGGUCCAGCAUGUAGCCUCGCCAUCAGAGAAGCAGCCCGAGCCGCAAGUGCACUACGUCUCGAGCCACUACACUGGCACCACCCACGUGCGGCCGGAUACAACAUCUGAGCCAUCCCGCUCCCCGCCGCCGCCCUACCGUGAAUCUCUCAUGCCGGAGGCGAUGUACGAACUGCUUCGCCACCACUCGAUUGAUCCUUCCGCGCUCCUGCCAAAUCAGAUCCAUCUCUUCCAAAACGCUGACCACGAGCAGAGAUUGCGUCUGUUGGAGCUGUGGCGCAUAUCACCUCCGAGCUACCCCCAGGAGGGUCACUUGAACGGUACGUGGACUUCCACCAACCUUGAACGAGAGGAGGCCCUCGCUCGUGCGCGAUACGAGCGGCAGCAAACCCAUCAUACCAAGCUCUAUCCGCACCAGGAAGAGCACAUGCUGGAUACGCACCUCCCACGCAUCCCGACACCAGAGCCCAUCAGCCCCAUCAGGGAGCCGGGUGAAGCAGCUUGGCCACCAGCAGCGAGGAUGCGUGUCUCCUCUAUCACGAGGUCCCGACCACAGACGGCGUACGGAGAGCCCGAGCCGUACAUCGUGAAUGGCUAUGCGGGAGAUCGACAAUCGAAGUCGAUCGAUCCCGUCUGGGCAGCUGCGACUGGGUUGUGGCAGGCUCCUACCUAUGCACAAGCAGUUGAGCAACAGCAUCAGAGCAGCGCCAUGGAGGAUCAGUACGGCAUGUACGACCAAAUUCGAAACCACGCGGAUUGGGAACAAUUAAACGAGCACAUCGUCCGGGAACAGCUUGGACAGCAAGCAGUGAUGGCAUCGGAUUACGAUAUGGAAUUAUGA
This is a messenger RNA of Neohortaea acidophila, 933 nucleotides long. RefSeq lists its product as uncharacterized. The transcript has a single exon. Bases 1 to 933 code for a protein of 310 amino acids. NCBI's taxonomy places the organism in Eukaryota, Fungi, Ascomycota, Dothideomycetes, Mycosphaerellales, Teratosphaeriaceae. The record is from RefSeq and is a predicted model, not a curated record.